Messenger RNA from Seriola dumerili (greater amberjack), 1236 nucleotides. Its product is annotated as 5-hydroxytryptamine receptor 1-like. The transcript has 2 exons. Bases 1 to 1236 code for a protein of 411 amino acids. Gene Ontology annotation, biological process: G protein-coupled receptor signaling pathway. Gene Ontology annotation, cellular component: membrane. Lineage: Eukaryota; Metazoa; Chordata; Actinopteri; Carangiformes; Carangidae. Gene Ontology annotation, molecular function: G protein-coupled receptor activity. The record is from RefSeq and is a predicted model, not a curated record.
AUGGAUAUUCACACUUUCUGGAACGAAACAGCCGCGCACAAUGAGACUCACAUGGACACCAUGUUUCUCCUGUUCAACUGCACGGUCCUAACCUUAACGUUAAUCCUGGGUUUGCCCGGCAACUUGUGGAUCUGUUGGGUUGUUUCCAGAACCAAGAGCCUGCAGACCUGCAAUAACGCGCUGCUGGUCAGUUUGGCCGCCAGUGACCUCCUGAAGUGCUCCGUGGACACACCGCUGCUGCUCUUCUCUUUCCUGCGCUACGGGAAGGAUAGCCAGGUGUCGGUGUCUGUGUGCACCCUGCAGCAGUUCACCUAUGCCCUGUGCAGCUGCGUCCAGCUGCUCACGCUGGUCAGCAUCAGCGUGGAGCGCUUCCAAGCUAUCGCCUUUCCUUUCCAAACCGAGAGGAGGAGAGCGAGGGUCCGUCUCUGGAUCCUGUCCAUCUGGGCGUGCGGCCUCAUGUUGGCUGUCAUCUCUCUGACUCUUGCCAAGAACGCGCUUUUCUACAUGCUCUGUCGUCCGCACAUCGGGGGGCACGGCGAAGAGCCUCUGCAGUAUUCGGAUCCAUUCGGACCCUACGUGCUGGUGCCGGUGUGGGGACUGUCUUUGACUUUGAUCGUUAUCCACUAUAUGCGGAUAUUGAGAGUUGUGAGGCAGCACCGGAAGAAAUUGUUCAACCGGGGAGUCCAGCUGAGGCCGACGGUGUCGGAGCACGUCUGGGCCUGGCUGAGUGUCCCUGCUAGCCCAGCACCACGGACAGCUCCACGAGGCUCCUUCAAGUCUCUGCCCCCUGUGGGCUCCGGCAGCCCGCUACCUCCCCGCAGAACGGUGCUCUUGGUGGCCGAGGCCGGUGCAUCCUGUGCGGACGCGUCCACAGGAGGACGACGCGCCCCGGGGAGACCUCCGGAGAUCGUCGGGGCAGUGUGUCUUCUGACACCCGGGGCAAGGGAGCGGGGGAAGAAACAGAUGGAGGGGAAAGUGGCGCAGCGUUUUGGGUACAUAAUCAUUGCGUUCACGCUUUUCUGGGUGCCCAUGGUGGUUAUUUUGCUAGUGAAUGUCAACUCUUGGCAGGACACGGACAGAUUGCUGAGGGAGCUGGAGACAUCAGCCAUGGUGCUGACCUGUAUGCAGGCUGCGGUGGAUCCUCUCAUCUACACUUUAGUCACCAGACAGUUUCGCUCUGAGCUAAGCAAGAUCCUCUCCUCCAUCCCCGGAUGUCCACUAAAACUGAGAGGCUGA